Molecule: messenger RNA, 687 nt
Organism: Aedes aegypti (yellow fever mosquito)
Lineage: Eukaryota; Metazoa; Arthropoda; Insecta; Diptera; Culicidae
Gene: mRpS17
Product: 28S ribosomal protein S17, mitochondrial
Exons: 2
Coding region: 112-579 (155 amino acids)
Biological process (GO): mitochondrial translation
Cellular component (GO): mitochondrial small ribosomal subunit; ribosome
Molecular function (GO): structural constituent of ribosome
Source: RefSeq, a predicted model, not a curated record
AACACUCCCAUUGUUUACAUCUUCGCAUGAUUUGCAUCCAGAAUCAGCACGUCGCAGAAUUUUAAGCGAGAUUUCUUUCAAAAACCAUAAAAUAAAAGUUUAUUCUUCACAAUGGCUAGUAGAACGUUUAUGCUAAUGGGCCAGGUGAUGCCCUGCAUCAAGCAAAAUGCAUCCAAAAUACGUAUUCGCCGAAUGGAGCUGGACACCAAUCUGAACAUGUACUUUAAAAAGGACGAGUUCUACUUUGUGCAUGACCCGUCCAAAAAAUGCAAAACCGGUGACAUUGUGCUAAUUAAGGAGCUCCCGCAAAAGCUGACGCGACUGAUUACGCAUACCUUGGAGGAAAUUGUGUACCCGCUGGGGGAUGUGACGGAUCCCAUCACCGGCAAGAAAGUUACCGCAGGAAAGUACCGUGAAGAUGUGGAGGAUGCCAACCGAUUGUUCGGUAAAUCGAGCGAAGCGUUCGACUAUGACAAAGCACCUCCGAGGGGCCGUCUGGAAGGAACGCGUGAUUUCUCCCACGGAGAGACCUACAUCAAAUAUCAUGAAGAUGGAAAAGAUCAACCGUUCUCCGUGUGAAGGAAGCAUGGACCAGUCAUCAGGAAUGAAACAAUACAAUACAAUUAAACUGUUUUACCUACUAGUGUACAUUUGCGGGAAUAUAGCUUAAAGUUAUCUUAAACAAAA